Ictalurus punctatus (channel catfish) is the source of this 21148-nucleotide messenger RNA. RefSeq names its product microtubule-actin cross-linking factor 1-like. Bases 23 to 21148 code for a protein of 7041 amino acids. The record is from RefSeq and is a predicted model, not a curated record. NCBI's taxonomy places the organism in Eukaryota, Metazoa, Chordata, Actinopteri, Siluriformes, Ictaluridae. The transcript has 2 exons.
GAGAGUAGAACUUGAUCAGUUCAUGAAAGAAGUCACCAUGCAGAAGCAAGAAGUUGAAGAUCAAAUGUCUAUAAGCAACAAUUUGAAAAAUGAGCUAGAAGAAAUAAAAGUCAAACUGAAUGUGGAACAAGAAGCUAUCACUCUUGAAAAACAACAAAUAGAGAAUGAGAGAAAAAUGGUCGACCAAUCAAAGGCAUCUAUGCAGAGCGAAAUGCAGGACAUGAAGAACGCGUUGGAAAAAGCCAUGAUGGACUUACAAAACCUGGAUGAAAUUAAGGCAAGAUUAGCCCAAGAAAAAGAAGAAUGUAGGAUCGCCGUUGAAGACACAAACCAACAGAAGGAUGCCUUGGAGAAGAUGGCCGCUGAAAUAGAAAUGCAAAAGCAAGACAUUGAGACUAACAAAGUCCUUCUCGAUAAAGAGAAACAUGACCUUGAAAAGAAAUGGAUGGAUCUGGAGGAAAGAGAGGUGGACUUGCAAUCGCAAAUUAGAAGCCAAAGGGAAAAAGAAGACAGUGAAAAAUUGGCAAUGGAGGAACAGAGAAAGGCACUGGAAAAAGAAAUUAGUAAGAUCAACCAACAAAAAGAAGAGGCAGAAAAAGAAAGGGAAGACAUACUGAAGAACUGGAAAGAACUUCACACUUUCAAAGAGCAAAUGAUAAAAGAGAAGGAUGAAAUGGAGGAAAUCAAAAAGAAGAUGUUAACAGACAAACUGCUACUUGACCAAAAGGAGACUGAAAUGAAAGAGCAAAAACAAAUUCUGGCCGACAAUUUGAAAGAAAUUAUGAAGGAUAGAUCAAGUCUGGACAAGAUGAAAUUGGAACUUGAAUUGCAGAAACAGGAAAUGGAAAACACUAUCAGGGAGAAGAUGAAGCACGAGAGAGUAGAACUUGAUCAGUUCAUGAAAGAAGUCACCAUGCAGAAGCAAGAAGUUGAAGAUCAAAUGUCUAUAAGCAACAAUUUGAAAAAUGAGCUAGAAGAAAUAAAAGUCAAACUGAAUGUGGAACAAGAAGCUAUCACUCUUGAAAAACAACAAAUAGAGAAUGAGAGAAAAAUGGUCGACCAAUCAAAGGCAUCUAUGCAGAGCGAAAUGCAGGACAUGAAGAACGCGUUGGAAAAAGCCAUGAUGGACUUACAAAACCUGGAUGAAAUUAAGGCAAGAUUAGCCCAAGAAAAAGAAGAAUGUAGGAUCGCCGUUGAAGACACAAACCAACAGAAGGAUGCCUUGGAGAAGAUGGCCGCUGAAAUAGAAAUGCAAAAGCAAGACAUUGAGACUAACAAAGUCCUUCUCGAUAAAGAGAAACAUGACCUUGAAAAGAAAUGGAUGGAUCUGGAGGAAAGAGAGGUGGACUUGCAAUCGCAAAUUAGAAGCCAAAGGGAAAAAGAAGACAGUGAAAAAUUGGCAAUGGAGGAACAGAGAAAGGCACUGGAAAAAGAAAUUAGUAAGAUCAACCAACAAAAAGAAGAGGCAGAAAAAGAAAGGGAAGACAUACUGAAGAACUGGAAAGAACUUCACACUUUCAAAGAGCAAAUGAUAAAAGAGAAGGAUGAAAUGGAGGAAAUCAAAAAGAAGAUGUUAACAGACAAACUGCUACUCGACCUAAAGGAGACUGAAAUGAAAGACCAAAAACAAAUUCUGGCCGACAAUUUGAAAGAAAUUAUGAAGGAUAGAUCCAGUCUGGACAAGAUGAAAUUGGAACUUGAAUUGCAGAAACAGGAAAUGGAAAACACUAUCAGGGAGAAGAUGAAGCACGAGAGAGAAGAACUUGAUCAGUUCAUGAAAGAAGUAACCAUGCAGAAGCAAGAAGUUGAAGAUCAAAUGUCUAUAAGCAACAAUUUGAAAAAUGAACUAGAAGAAAUAAAAGUCAAACUGAAUAUGGAACAAGAAGCUAUCACUCUUGAAAAACAACAAAUAGAGAAUGAGAGAAAAAUGGCCGACCAAUCAAAGGCAUCUAUGCAGAGCGAAAUGCAGGACAUGAAGAACGCGUUGGAUAAAGCCAUGAUGGACUUACAAAACCUGGAUGAAAUUAAGGCAAGGUUAGCCCAAGAAAAAGAAGAAUGUAGGAUCACCGUUGAAGACACAAACCAACAGAAGGAUGCCUUGGAGAAGAUGGCCGCUGAAAUAGAAAUGCAAAAGCAAGACAUUGAGACUAACAAAGUCCUUCUCGAUAAAGAGAAACAUGACCUUGAAAAGAAAUGGACGGAUCUGGAGGAAAGAGAGGUGGACUUGCAAUCGCAAAUUAGAAGCCAAAGGGAAAAAGAAGAUAGUGAAAAAUUGGCACUGGAGGAACAGAGAAAGGCACUGGAAAAAGAAAUUAGUAAGAUCAACCAACAAAAAGAAGAGGCAGAAAAAGAAAGGGAAGACAUACUGAAGAACUGGAAAGAACUUCACACUUUCAAAGAGCAAAUGAUAAAAGAGAAGGAUGAAAUGGAGGAAAUCAAAAAGAAGAUGUUAACAGACAAACUGCUACUCGACCAAAAGGAGACUGAAAUGAAAGACCAAAAACAAAUUCUGGCUGACAAUUUGAAAGAAAUAAUGAAGGAUAGAUCAAGUCUGGACAAGAUGAAAUUAGAACUUGAAUUGCAGAAACAGGAAAUGGAAAACACUAUCAGGGAGAAGAUGAAGCACGAGAGAGAAGAACUUGAUCAGUUCAUGAAAGAAGUCACCAUGCAGAAGCAAGAAGUUGAAGAUCAAAUGUCUAUAAGCAACAAUUUGAAAAAUGAGCUAGAAGAAAUAAAAGUCAAACUGAAUGUGGAACAAGAAGCUAUCACUCUUGAAAAACAACAAAUGGAGAAUGAGAGAAAAAUGGUCGACCAAUCAAAGGCAUCUAUGCAGAGCGAAAUGCAGGACAUGAAGAACGCGUUGGAAAAAGCCAUGAUGGACUUACAAAACCUGGAUGAAAUUAAGGCAAGAUUAGCCCAAGAAAAAGAAGAAUGUAGGAUCACCGUUGAAGACACAAACCAACAGAAGGAUGCCUUGGAGAAGAUGGCCGCUGAAAUAGAAAUGCAAAAGCAAGACAUUGAGACUAACAAAGUCCUUCUCGAUAAAGAGAAACAUGACCUUGAAAAGAAAUGGAUGGAUCUGGAGGAAAGAGAGGUGGACUUGCAAUCGCAAAUUAGAAGCCAAAGGGAAAAAGAAGACAGUGAAAAAUUGGCAAUGGAGGAACAGAGAAAGGCACUGGAAAAAGAAAUUAGUAAGAUCAACCAACAAAAAGAAGAGGCAGAAAAAGAAAGGGAAGACAUACUGAAGAACUGGAAAGAACUUCACACUUUCAAAGAGCAAAUGAUAAAAGAGAAGGAUGAAAUGGAGGAAAUCAAAAAGAAGAUGUUAACAGACAAACUGCUACUUGACCAAAAGGAGACUGAAAUGAAAGAGCAAAAACAAAUUCUGGCCGACAAUUUGAAAGAAAUUAUGAAGGAUAGAUCAAGUCUGGACAAGAUGAAAUUGGAACUUGAAUUGCAGAAACAGGAAAUGGAAAACACUAUCAGGGAGAAGAUGAAGCACGAGAGAGAAGAACUUGAUCAGUUCAUGAAAGAAGUCACCAUGCAGAAGCAAGAAGUUGAAGAUCAAAUGUCUAUAAGCAACAAUUUGAAAAAUGAGCUAGAAGAAAUAAAAGUCAAACUGAAUGUGGAACAAGAAGCUAUCACUCUUGAAAAACAACAAAUAGAGAAUGAGAGAAAAAUGGUCGACCAAUCAAAGGCAUCUAUGCAGAGCGAAAUGCAGGACAUGAAGAACGCGUUGGAAAAAGCCAUGAUGGACUUACAAAACCUGGAUGAAAUUAAGGCAAGAUUAGCCCAAGAAAAAGAAGAAUGUAGGAUCGCCGUUGAAGACACAAACCAACAGAAGGAUGCCUUGGAGAAGAUGGCCGCUGAAAUAGAAAUGCAAAAGCAAGACAUUGAGACUAACAAAGUCCUUCUCGAUAAAGAGAAACAUGACCUUGAAAAGAAAUGGAUGGAUCUGGAGGAAAGAGAGGUGGACUUGCAAUCGCAAAUUAGAAGCCAAAGGGAAAAAGAAGACAGUGAAAAAUUGGCAAUGGAGGAACAGAGAAAGGCACUGGAAAAAGAAAUUAGUAAGAUCAACCAACAAAAAGAAGAGGCAGAAAAAGAAAGGGAAGACAUACUGAAGAACUGGAAAGAACUUCACACUUUCAAAGAGCAAAUGAUAAAAGAGAAGGAUGAAAUGGAGGAAAUCAAAAAGAAGAUGUUAACAGACAAACUGCUACUCGACCAAAAGGAGACAGAAAUGAAAGACCAAAAACAAAUUCUGGCCGACAAUUUGAAAGAAAUUAUGAAGGAUAGAUCAAGUCUGGACAAGACGAAAUUGGAACUUGAAUUGCAGAAACAGGAAAUGGAAAACACUAUCAGGGAGAAGAUGAAGCACGAGAGAGAAGAACUUGAUCAGUUCAUGAAAGAAGUCACCAUGCAGAAGCAAGAAGUUGAAGAUCAAAUGUCUAUAAGCAACAAUUUGAAAAAUGAGCUAGAAGAAAUAAAAGUCAAACUGAAUGUGGAACAAGAAGCUAUCACUCUUGAAAAACAACAAAUAGAGAAUGAGAGAAAAAUGGUCGACCAAUCAAAGGCAUCUAUGCAGAGCGAAAUGCAGGACAUGAAGAACGCGUUGGAAAAAGCCAUGAUGGACUUACAAAACCUGGAUGAAAUUAAGGCAAGAUUAGCCCAAGAAAAAGAAGAAUGUAGGAUCGCCGUUGAAGACACAAACCAACAGAAGGAUGCCUUGGAGAAGAUGGCCGCUGAAAUAGAAAUGCAAAAGCAAGACAUUGAGACUAACAAAGUCCUUCUCGAUAAAGAGAAACAUGAUCUUGAAAAGAAAUGGAUGGAUCUGGAGGAAAGAGAGGUGGACUUGCAAUCGCAAAUUAGAAGCCAAAGGGAAAAAGAAGACAGUGAAAAAUUGGCAAUGGAGGAACAGAGAAAGGCACUGGAAAAAGAAAUUAGUAAGAUCAACCAACAAAAAGAAGAGGCAGAAAAAGAAAGGGAAGACAUACUGAAGAACUGGAAAGAACUUCACACUUUCAAAGAGCAAAUGAUAAAAGAGAAGGAUGAAAUGGAGGAAAUCAAAAAGAAGAUGUUAACAGACAGACUGCUACUCGACCAAAAGGAGACUGAAAUGAAAGACCAAAAACAAAUUCUGGCCGACAAUUUGAAAGAAAUUAUGAAGGAUAGAUCAAGUCUGGACAAGAUGAAAUUGGAACUUGAAUUGCAGAAACAGGAAAUGGAAAACACUAUCAGGGAGAAGAUGAAGCACAAGAGAGAAGAACUUGAUCAGUUCAUGAAAGGAGUAACCAUGCAGAAGCAAGAAGUUGAAGAUCAAAUGUCUAUAAGCAACAAUUUGAAAAAUGAACUAGAAGAAAUAAAAGUCAAACUGAAUAUGGAACAAGAAGCUAUCACUCUUGAAAAACAACAAAUAGAGAAUGAGAGAAAAAUGGCCGACCAAUCAAAGGCAUCUAUGCAGAGCGAAAUGCAGGACAUGAAGAACGCGUUGGAAAAAGCCAUGAUGGACUUACAAAACCUGGAUGAAAUUAAGGCAAGGUUAGCCCAAGAAAAAGAAGAAUGUAGGAUCACCGUUGAAGACACAAACCAACAGAAGGAUGCCUUGGAGAAGAUGGCCGCUGAAAUAGAAAUGCAAAAGCAAGACAUUGAGACUAACAAAGUCCUUCUCGAUAAAGAGAAACAUGACCUUGAAAAGAAAUGGAUGGAUCUGGAGGAAAGAGAGGUGGACUUGCAAUCGCAAAUUAGAAGCCAAAGGGAAAAAGAAGACAGUGAAAAAUUGGCAAUGGAGGAACAGAGAAAGGCACUGGAAAAAGAAAUUAGUAAGAUCAACCAACAAAAAGAAGAGGCAGAAAAAGAAAGGGAAGACAUACUGAAGAACUGGAAAGAACUUCACACUUUCAAAGAGCAAAUGAUAAAAGAGAAGGAUGAAAUGGAGGAAAUCAAAAAGAAGAUGUUAACAGACAAACUGCUACUCGACCUAAAGGAGACUGAAAUGAAAGACCAAAAACAAAUUCUGGCCGACAAUUUGAAAGAAAUUAUGAAGGAUAGAUCCAGUCUGGACAAGAUGAAAUUGGAACUUGAAUUGCAGAAACAGGAAAUGGAAAACACUAUCAGGGAGAAGAUGAAGCACGAGAGAGAAGAACUUGAUCAGUUCAUGAAAGAAGUAACCAUGCAGAAGCAAGAAGUUGAAGAUCAAAUGUCUAUAAGCAACAAUUUGAAAAAUGAACUAGAAGAAAUAAAAGUCAAACUGAAUAUGGAACAAGAAGCUAUCACUCUUGAAAAACAACAAAUAGAGAAUGAGAGAAAAAUGGCCGACCAAUCAAAGGCAUCUAUGCAGAGCGAAAUGCAGGACAUGAAGAACGCGUUGGAUAAAGCCAUGAUGGACUUACAAAACCUGGAUGAAAUUAAGGCAAGGUUAGCCCAAGAAAAAGAAGAAUGUAGGAUCACCGUUGAAGACACAAACCAACAGAAGGAUGCCUUGGAGAAGAUGGCCGCUGAAAUAGAAAUGCAAAAGCAAGACAUUGAGACUAACAAAGUCCUUCUCGAUAAAGAGAAACAUGACCUUGAAAAGAAAUGGACGGAUCUGGAGGAAAGAGAGGUGGACUUGCAAUCGCAAAUUAGAAGCCAAAGGGAAAAAGAAGAUAGUGAAAAAUUGGCACUGGAGGAACAGAGAAAGGCACUGGAAAAAGAAAUUAGUAAGAUCAACCAACAAAAAGAAGAGGCAGAAAAAGAAAGGGAAGACAUACUGAAGAACUGGAAAGAACUUCACACUUUCAAAGAGCAAAUGAUAAAAGAGAAGGAUGAAAUGGAGGAAAUCAAAAAGAAGAUGUUAACAGACAAACUGCUACUCGACCAAAAGGAGACUGAAAUGAAAGACCAAAAACAAAUUCUGGCUGACAAUUUGAAAGAAAUAAUGAAGGAUAGAUCAAGUCUGGACAAGAUGAAAUUAGAACUUGAAUUGCAGAAACAGGAAAUGGAAAACACUAUCAGGGAGAAGAUGAAGCACGAGAGAGAAGAACUUGAUCAGUUCAUGAAAGAAGUCACCAUGCAGAAGCAAGAAGUUGAAGAUCAAAUGUCUAUAAGCAACAAUUUGAAAAAUGAGCUAGAAGAAAUAAAAGUCAAACUGAAUGUGGAACAAGAAGCUAUCACUCUUGAAAAACAACAAAUGGAGAAUGAGAGAAAAAUGGUCGACCAAUCAAAGGCAUCUAUGCAGAGCGAAAUGCAGGACAUGAAGAACGCGUUGGAAAAAGCCAUGAUGGACUUACAAAACCUGGAUGAAAUUAAGGCAAGAUUAGCCCAAGAAAAAGAAGAAUGUAGGAUCACCGUUGAAGACACAAACCAACAGAAGGAUGCCUUGGAGAAGAUGGCCGCUGAAAUAGAAAUGCAAAAGCAAGACAUUGAGACUAACAAAGUCCUUCUCGAUAAAGAGAAACAUGACCUUGAAAAGAAAUGGAUGGAUCUGGAGGAAAGAGAGGUGGACUUGCAAUCGCAAAUUAGAAGCCAAAGGGAAAAAGAAGACAGUGAAAAAUUGGCAAUGGAGGAACAGAGAAAGGCACUGGAAAAAGAAAUUAGUAAGAUCAACCAACAAAAAGAAGAGGCAGAAAAAGAAAGGGAAGACAUACUGAAGAACUGGAAAGAACUUCACACUUUCAAAGAGCAAAUGAUAAAAGAGAAGGAUGAAAUGGAGGAAAUCAAAAAGAAGAUGUUAACAGACAAACUGCUACUUGACCAAAAGGAGACUGAAAUGAAAGAGCAAAAACAAAUUCUGGCCGACAAUUUGAAAGAAAUUAUGAAGGAUAGAUCAAGUCUGGACAAGAUGAAAUUGGAACUUGAAUUGCAGAAACAGGAAAUGGAAAACACUAUCAGGGAGAAGAUGAAGCACGAGAGAGAAGAACUUGAUCAGUUCAUGAAAGAAGUCACCAUGCAGAAGCAAGAAGUUGAAGAUCAAAUGUCUAUAAGCAACAAUUUGAAAAAUGAGCUAGAAGAAAUAAAAGUCAAACUGAAUGUGGAACAAGAAGCUAUCACUCUUGAAAAACAACAAAUAGAGAAUGAGAGAAAAAUGGUCGACCAAUCAAAGGCAUCUAUGCAGAGCGAAAUGCAGGACAUGAAGAACGCGUUGGAAAAAGCCAUGAUGGACUUACAAAACCUGGAUGAAAUUAAGGCAAGAUUAGCCCAAGAAAAAGAAGAAUGUAGGAUCGCCGUUGAAGACACAAACCAACAGAAGGAUGCCUUGGAGAAGAUGGCCGCUGAAAUAGAAAUGCAAAAGCAAGACAUUGAGACUAACAAAGUCCUUCUCGAUAAAGAGAAACAUGACCUUGAAAAGAAAUGGAUGGAUCUGGAGGAAAGAGAGGUGGACUUGCAAUCGCAAAUUAGAAGCCAAAGGGAAAAAGAAGACAGUGAAAAAUUGGCAAUGGAGGAACAGAGAAAGGCACUGGAAAAAGAAAUUAGUAAGAUCAACCAACAAAAAGAAGAGGCAGAAAAAGAAAGGGAAGACAUACUGAAGAACUGGAAAGAACUUCACACUUUCAAAGAGCAAAUGAUAAAAGAGAAGGAUGAAAUGGAGGAAAUCAAAAAGAAGAUGUUAACAGACAAACUGCUACUCGACCAAAAGGAGACAGAAAUGAAAGACCAAAAACAAAUUCUGGCCGACAAUUUGAAAGAAAUUAUGAAGGAUAGAUCAAGUCUGGACAAGACGAAAUUGGAACUUGAAUUGCAGAAACAGGAAAUGGAAAACACUAUCAGGGAGAAGAUGAAGCACGAGAGAGAAGAACUUGAUCAGUUCAUGAAAGAAGUCACCAUGCAGAAGCAAGAAGUUGAAGAUCAAAUGUCUAUAAGCAACAAUUUGAAAAAUGAGCUAGAAGAAAUAAAAGUCAAACUGAAUGUGGAACAAGAAGCUAUCACUCUUGAAAAACAACAAAUAGAGAAUGAGAGAAAAAUGGUCGACCAAUCAAAGGCAUCUAUGCAGAGCGAAAUGCAGGACAUGAAGAACGCGUUGGAAAAAGCCAUGAUGGACUUACAAAACCUGGAUGAAAUUAAGGCAAGAUUAGCCCAAGAAAAAGAAGAAUGUAGGAUCGCCGUUGAAGACACAAACCAACAGAAGGAUGCCUUGGAGAAGAUGGCCGCUGAAAUAGAAAUGCAAAAGCAAGACAUUGAGACUAACAAAGUCCUUCUCGAUAAAGAGAAACAUGAUCUUGAAAAGAAAUGGAUGGAUCUGGAGGAAAGAGAGGUGGACUUGCAAUCGCAAAUUAGAAGCCAAAGGGAAAAAGAAGACAGUGAAAAAUUGGCAAUGGAGGAACAGAGAAAGGCACUGGAAAAAGAAAUUAGUAAGAUCAACCAACAAAAAGAAGAGGCAGAAAAAGAAAGGGAAGACAUACUGAAGAACUGGAAAGAACUUCACACUUUCAAAGAGCAAAUGAUAAAAGAGAAGGAUGAAAUGGAGGAAAUCAAAAAGAAGAUGUUAACAGACAGACUGCUACUCGACCAAAAGGAGACUGAAAUGAAAGACCAAAAACAAAUUCUGGCCGACAAUUUGAAAGAAAUUAUGAAGGAUAGAUCAAGUCUGGACAAGAUGAAAUUGGAACUUGAAUUGCAGAAACAGGAAAUGGAAAACACUAUCAGGGAGAAGAUGAAGCACAAGAGAGAAGAACUUGAUCAGUUCAUGAAAGGAGUAACCAUGCAGAAGCAAGAAGUUGAAGAUCAAAUGUCUAUAAGCAACAAUUUGAAAAAUGAACUAGAAGAAAUAAAAGUCAAACUGAAUAUGGAACAAGAAGCUAUCACUCUUGAAAAACAACAAAUAGAGAAUGAGAGAAAAAUGGCCGACCAAUCAAAGGCAUCUAUGCAGAGCGAAAUGCAGGACAUGAAGAACGCGUUGGAAAAAGCCAUGAUGGACUUACAAAACCUGGAUGAAAUUAAGGCAAGGUUAGCCCAAGAAAAAGAAGAAUGUAGGAUCACCGUUGAAGACACAAACCAACAGAAGGAUGCCUUGGAGAAGAUGGCCGCUGAAAUAGAAAUGCAAAAGCAAGACAUUGAGACUAACAAAGUCCUUCUCGAUAAAGAGAAACAUGACCUUGAAAAGAAAUGGACGGAUCUGGAGGAAAGAGAGGUGGACUUGCAAUCGCAAAUUAGAAGCCAAAGGGAAAAAGAAGAUAGUGAAAAAUUGGCAAUGGAGGAACAGAGAAAGGCACUGGAAAAAGAAAUUAGUAAGAUCAACCAACAAAAAGAAGAGGCAGAAAAAGAAAGGGAAGACAUACUGAAGAACUGGAAAGAACUUCACACUUUCAAAGAGCAAAUGAUAAAAGAGAAGGAUGAAAUGGAGGAAAUCAAAAAGAAGAUGUUAACAGACAAACUGCUACUCGACCAAAAGGAGACAGAAAUGAAAGACCAAAAACAAAUUCUGGCCGACAAUUUGAAAGAAAUUAUGAAGGAUAGAUCAAGUCUGGACAAGAUGAAAUUGGAACUUGAAUUGCAGAAACAGGAAAUGGAAAACACUAUCAGGGAGAAGAUGAAACACGAGAGAGAACUUGAUCAGUUCAUGAAAGAAGUCACCAUGCAGAAGCAAGAAGUUGAAGAUCAAAUGUCUAUAAGCAACAAUUUGAAAAAUGAGCUAGAAGAAAUAAAAGUCAAACUGAAUGUGGAACAAGAAGCUAUCACACUUGAAAAACAACAAAUAGAGAAUGAGAGAAAAAUGGUCGACCAAUCAAAGGCAUCUAUGCAGAGCGAAAUGCAGGACAUGAAGAACGCGUUGGAAAAAGCCAUGAUGGACUUACAAAACCUGGAUGAAAUUAAGGCAAGAUUAGCCCAAGAAAAAGAAGAAUGUAGGAUCACCGUUGAAGACACAAACCAACAGAAGGAUGCCUUGGAGAAGAUGGCCGCUGAAAUAGAAAUGCAAAAGCAAGACAUUGAGACUAACAAAGUCCUUCUCGAUAAAGAGAAACAUGACCUUGAAAAGAAAUGGAUGGAUCUGGAGGAAAGAGAGGUGGACUUGCAAUCGCAAAUUAGAAGCCAAAGGGAAAAAGAAGACAGUGAAAAAUUGGCAAUGGAGGAACAGAGAAAGGCACUGGAAAAAGAAAUUAGUAAGAUCAACCAACAAAAAGAAGAGGCAGAAAAAGAAAGGGAAGACAUACUGAAGAACUGGAAAGAACUUCACACUUUCAAAGAGCAAAUGAUAAAAGAGAAGGAUGAAAUGGAGGAAAUCAAAAAGAAGAUGUUAACAGACAAACUGCUACUCGACCAAAAGGAGACUGAAAUGAAAGAGCAAAAACAAAUUCUGGCCGACAAUUUGAAAGAAAUUAUGAAGGAUAGAUCAAGUCUGGACAAGAUGAAAUUGGAACUUGAAUUGCAGAAACAGGAAAUGGAAAACACUAUCAGGGAGAAGAUGAAGCACGAGAGAGAAGAACUUGAUCAGUUCAUGAAAGAAGUCACCAUGCAGAAGCAAGAAGUUGAAGAUCAAAUGUCUAUAAGCAACAAUUUGAAAAAUGAGCUAGAAGAAAUAAAAGUCAAACUGAAUGUGGAACAAGAAGCUAUCACUCUUGAAAAACAACAAAUAGAGAAUGAGAGAAAAAUGGCCGACCAAUCAAAGGCAUCUAUGCAGAGCGAAAUGCAGGACAUGAAGAACGCGUUGGAAAAAGCCAUGAUGGACUUACAAAACCUGGAUGAAAUUAAGGCAAGAUUAGCCCAAGAAAAAGAAGAAUGUAGGAUCACCGUUGAAGACACAAACCAACAGAAGGAUGCCUUGGAGAAGAUGGCCGCUGAAAUAGAAAUGCAAAAGCAAGACAUUGAGACUAACAAAGUCCUUCUCGAUAAAGAGAAACAUGACCUUGAAAAGAAAUGGAUGGAUCUGGAGGAAAGAGAGGUGGACUUGCAAUCGCAAAUUAGAAGCCAAAGGGAAAAAGAAGACAGUGAAAAAUUGGCAAUGGAGGAACAGAGAAAGGCACUGGAAAAAGAAAUUAGUAAGAUCAACCAACAAAAAGAAGAGGCAGAAAAAGAAAGGGAAGACAUACUGAAGAACUGGAAAGAACUUCACACUUUCAAAGAGCAAAUGAUAAAAGAGAAGGAUGAAAUGGAGGAAAUCAAAAAGAAGAUGUUAACAGACAAACUGCUACUUGACCAAAAGGAGACUGAAAUGAAAGACCAAAAACAAAUUCUGGCUGACAAUUUGAAAGAAAUUAUGAAGGAUAGAUCAAGUCUGGACAAGAUGAAAUUGGAACUUGAAUUGCAGAAACAGGAAAUGGAAAACACUAUCAGGGAGAAGAUGAAGCACGAGAGAGAAGAACUUGAUCAGUUCAUGAAAGAAGUCACCAUGCAGAAGCAAGAAGUUGAAGAUCAAAUGUCUAUAAGCAACAAUUUGAAAAAUGAGCUAGAAGAAAUAAAAGUCAAACUGAAUGUGGAACAAGAAGCUAUCACUCUUGAAAAACAACAAAUAGAGAAUGAGAGAAAAAUGGUCGACCAAUCAAAGGCAUCUAUGCAGAGCGAAAUGCAGGACAUGAAGAACGCGUUGGAAAAAGCCAUGAUGGACUUACAAAACCUGGAUGAAAUUAAGGCAAGAUUAGCCCAAGAAAAAGAAGAAUGUAGGAUCACCGUUGAAGACACAAACCAACAGAAGGAUGCCUUGGAGAAGAUGGCCGCUGAAAUAGUAAUGCAAAAGCAAGACAUUGAGACUAACAAAGUCCUUCUCGAUAAAGAGAAACAUGACCUUGAAAAGAAAUGGAUGGAUCUGGAGGAAAGAGAGGUGGACUUGCAAUCGCAAAUUAGAAGCCAAAGGGAAAAAGAAGACAGUGAAAAACUGGCAAUGGAGGAACAGAGAAAGGCACUGGAAAAAGAAAUUAGUAAGAUCAACCAACAAAAAGAAGAGGCAGAAAAAGAAAGGGAAGACAUACUGAAGAACUGGAAAGAACUUCACACUUUCAAAGAGCAAAUGAUAAAAGAGAAGGAUGAAAUGGAGGAAAUCAAAAAGAAGAUGUUAACAGACAAACUGCUACUCGACCAAAAGGAGACUGAAAUGAAAGAGCAAAAACAAAUUCUGGCCGACAAUUUGAAAGAAAUUAUGAAGGAUAGAUCAAGUCUGGACAAGAUGAAAUUGGAACUUGAAUUGCAGAAACAGGAAAUGGAAAACACUAUCAGGGAGAAGAUGAAGCACGAGAGAGAAGAACUUGAUCAGUUCAUGAAAGAAGUCACCAUGCAGAAGCAAGAAGUUGAAGAUCAAAUGUCUAUAAGCAACAAUUUGAAAAAUGAGCUAGAAGAAAUAAAAGUCAAACUGAAUGUGGAACAAGAAGCUAUCACUCUUGAAAAACAACAAAUAGAGAAUGAGAGAAAAAUGGUCGACCAAUCAAAGGCAUCUAUGCAGAGCGAAAUGCAGGACAUGAAGAACGUGUUGGAAAAAGCCAUGAUGGACUUACAAAACCUGGAUGAAAUUAAGGCAAGAUUAGCCCAAGAAAAAGAAGAAUGUAGGAUCGCCGUUGAAGACACAAACCAACAGAAGGAUGCCUUGGAGAAGAUGGCCGCUGAAAUAGAAAUGCAAAAGCAAGACAUUGAGACUAACAAAGUCCUUCUCGAUAAAGAGAAACAUGACCUUGAAAAGAAAUGGAUGGAUCUGGAGGAAAGAGAGGUGGACUUGCAAUCGCAAAUUAGAAGCCAAAGGGAAAAAGAAGACAGUGAAAAAUUGGCAAUGGAGGAACAGAGAAAGGCACUGGAAAAAGAAAUUAGUAAGAUCAACCAACAAAAAGAAGAGGCAGAAAAAGAAAGGGAAGACAUACUGAAGAACUGGAAAGAACUUCACACUUUCAAAGAGCAAAUGAUAAAAGAGAAGGAUGAAAUGGAGGAAAUCAAAAAGAAGAUGUUAACAGACAAACUGCUACUUGACCAAAAGGAGACUGAAAUGAAAGAGCAAAAACAAAUUCUGGCCGACAAUUUGAAAGAAAUUAUGAAGGAUAGAUCAAGUCUGGACAAGAUGAAAUUGGAACUUGAAUUGCAGAAACAGGAAAUGGAAAACACUAUCAGGGAGAAGAUGAAGCACGAGAGAGAAGAACUUGAUCAGUUCAUGAAAGAAGUCACCAUGCAGAAGCAAGAAGUUGAAGAUCAAAUGUCUAUAAGCAACAAUUUGAAAAAUGAGCUAGAAGAAAUAAAAGUCAAACUGAAUGUGGAACAAGAAGCUAUCACUCUUGAAAAACAACAAAUAGAGAAUGAGAGAAAAAUGGCCGACCAAUCAAAGGCAUCUAUGCAGAGCGAAAUGCAGGACAUGAAGAACGCGUUGGAAAAAGCCAUGAUGGACUUACAAAACCUGGAUGAAAUUAAGGCAAGAUUAGCCCAAGAAAAAGAAGAAUGUAGGAUCACCGUUGAAGACACAAACCAACAGAAGGAUGCCUUGGAGAAGAUGGCCGCUGAAAUAGAAAUGCAAAAGCAAGACAUUGAGACUAACAAAGUCCUUCUCGAUAAAGAGAAACAUGACCUUGAAAAGAAAUGGAUGGAUCUGGAGGAAAGAGAGGUGGACUUGCAAUCGCAAAUUAGAAGCCAAAGGGAAAAAGAAGACAGUGAAAAAUUGGCAAUGGAGGAACAGAGAAAGGCACUGGAAAAAGAAAUUAGUAAGAUCAACCAACAAAAAGAAGAGGCAGAAAAAGAAAGGGAAGACAUACUGAAGAACUGGAAAGAACUUCACACUUUCAAAGAGCAAAUGAUAAAAGAGAAGGAUGAAAUGGAGGAAAUCAAAAAGAAGAUGUUAACAGACAAACUGCUACUCGACCAAAAGGAGACUGAAAUGAAAGACCAAAAACAAAUUCUGGCUGACAAUUUGAAAGAAAUUAUGAAGGAUAGAUCAAGUCUGGACAAGAUGAAAUUGGAACUUGAAUUGCAGAAACAGGAAAUGGAAAACACUAUCAGGGAGAAGAUGAAGCACGAGAGAGAAGAACUUGAUCAGUUCAUGAAAGAAGUCACCAUGCAGAAGCAAGAAGUUGAAGAUCAAAUGUCUAUAAGCAACAAUUUGAAAAAUGAGCUAGAAGAAAUAAAAGUCAAACUGAAUGUGGAACAAGAAGCUAUCACACUUGAAAAACAACAAAUAGAGAAUGAGAGAAAAAUGGUCGACCAAUCAAAGGCAUCUAUGCAGAGCGAAAUGCAGGACAUGAAGAACGCGUUGGAAAAAGCCAUGAUGGACUUACAAAACCUGGAUGAAAUUAAGGCAAGAUUAGCCCAAGAAAAAGAAGAAUGUAGGAUCACCGUUGAAGACACAAACCAACAGAAGGAUGCCUUGGAGAAGAUGGCCGCUGAAAUAGAAAUGCAAAAGCAAGACAUUGAGACUAACAAAGUCCUUCUCGAUAAAGAGAAACAUGACCUUGAAAAGAAAUGGAUGGAUCUGGAGGAAAGAGAGGUGGACUUGCAAUCGCAAAUUAGAAGCCAAAGGGAAAAAGAAGACAGUGAAAAAUUGGCAAUGGAGGAACAGAGAAAGGCACUGGAAAAAGAAAUUAGUAAGAUCAACCAACAAAAAGAAGAGGCAGAAAAAGAAAGGGAAGACAUACUGAAGAACUGGAAAGAACUUCACACUUUCAAAGAGCAAAUGAUAAAAGAGAAGGAUGAAAUGGAGGAAAUCAAAAAGAAGAUGUUAACAGACAAACUGCUACUUGACCAAAAGGAGACUGAAAUGAAAGAGCAAAAACAAAUUCUGGCCGACAAUUUGAAAGAAAUUAUGAAGGAUAGAUCAAGUCUGGACAAGAUGAAAUUGGAACUUGAAUUGCAGAAACAGGAAAUGGAAAACACUAUCAGGGAGAAGAUGAAGCACGAGAGAGAAGAACUUGAUCAGUUCAUGAAAGAAGUCACCAUGCAGAAGCAAGAAGUUGAAGAUCAAAUGUCUAUAAGCAACAAUUUGAAAAAUGAGCUAGAAGAAAUAAAAGUCAAACUGAAUGUGGAACAAGAAGCUAUCACUCUUGAAAAACAACAAAUAGAGAAUGAGAGAAAAAUGGCCGACCAAUCAAAGGCAUCUAUGCAGAGCGAAAUGCAGGACAUGAAGAACGCGUUGGAAAAAGCCAUGAUGGACUUACAAAACCUGGAUGAAAUUAAGGCAAGAUUAGCCCAAGAAAAAGAAGAAUGUAGGAUCACCGUUGAAGACACAAACCAACAGAAGGAUGCCUUGGAGAAGAUGGCCGCUGAAAUAGAAAUGCAAAAGCAAGACAUUGAGACUAACAAAGUCCUUCUCGAUAAAGAGAAACAUGACCUUGAAAAGAAAUGGAUGGAUCUGGAGGAAAGAGAGGUGGACUUGCAAUCGCAAAUUAGAAGCCAAAGGGAAAAAGAAGACAGUGAAAAAUUGGCAAUGGAGGAACAGAGAAAGGCACUGGAAAAAGAAAUUAGUAAGAUCAACCAACAAAAAGAAGAGGCAGAAAAAGAAAGGGAAGACAUACUGAAGAACUGGAAAGAACUUCACACUUUCAAAGAGCAAAUGAUAAAAGAGAAGGAUGAAAUGGAGGAAAUCAAAAAGAAGAUGUUAACAGACAAACUGCUACUCGACCAAAAGGAGACUGAAAUGAAAGACCAAAAACAAAUUCUGGCUGACAAUUUGAAAGAAAUUAUGAAGGAUAGAUCAAGUCUGGACAAGAUGAAAUUGGAACUUGAAUUGCAGAAACAGGAAAUGGAAAACACUAUCAGGGAGAAGAUGAAGCACGAGAGAGAAGAACUUGAUCAGUUCAUGAAAGAAGUCACCAUGCAGAAGCAAGAAGUUGAAGAUCAAAUGUCUAUAAGCAACAAUUUGAAAAAUGAGCUAGAAGAAAUAAAAGUCAAACUGAAUGUGGAACAAGAAGCUAUCACUCUUGAAAAACAACAAAUAGAGAAUGAGAGAAAAAUGGCCGACCAAUCAAAGGCAUCUAUGCAGAGCGAAAUGCAGGACAUGAAGAACGCGUUGGAAAAAGCAAUGAUGGACUUACAAAACCUGGAUGAAAUUAAGGCAAGAUUAGCCCAAGAAAAAGAAGAAUGUAGGAUCGCCGUUGAAGACACAAACCAACAGAAGGAUGCCUUGGAGAAGAUGGCCGCUGAAAUAGAAAUGCAAAAGCAAGACAUUGAGACUAACAAAGUCCUUCUCGAUAAAGAGAAACAUGACCUUGAAAAGAAAUGGAUGGAUCUGGAGGAAAGAGAGGUGGACUUGCAAUCGCAAAUUAGAAGCCAAAGGGAAAAAGAAGACAGUGAAAAAUUGGCAAUGGAGGAACAGAGAAAGGCACUGGAAAAAGAAAUUAGUAAGAUCAACCAACAAAAAGAAGAGGCAGAAAAAGAAAGGGAAGACAUACUGAAGAACUGGAAAGAACUUCACACUUUCAAAGAGCAAAUGAUAAAAGAGAAGGAUGAAAUGGAGGAAAUCAAAAAGAAGAUGUUAACAGACAAACUGCUACUCGACCAAAAGGAGACUGAAAUGAAAGACCAAAAACAAAUUCUGGCCGACAAUUUGAAAGAAAUUAUGAAGGAUAAAUCAAGUCUGGACAAGGUGAAAUUGGAACUUGAGUUGCAGAAACAGGAAAUGGAAAACACUAUCAGGGAGAAGAUAAAGCACGAGAGAGAAGAACUUGAUCAGUUCAUGAAAGAAGUAACCAUGCAGAAGCAAGAAGUUGAAGAUCAAAUGUCUAUAAGCAACAAUUUGAAAAAUGAACUAGAAGAAAUAAAAGUCAAACUGAAUAUGGAACAAGAAGCUAUCACUCUUGAAAAACAACAAAUAGAGAAUGAGAGAAAAAUGGCCGACCAAUCAAAGGCAUCUAUGCAGAGCGAAAUGCAGGACAUGAAGAACGCGUUGGAAAAAGCCAUGAUGGACUUACAAAACCUGGAUGAAAUUAAGGCAAGAUUAGCCCAAGAAAAAGAAGAAUGUAGGAUCGCCGUUGAAGACACAAACCAACAGAAGGAUGCCUUGGAGAAGAUGGCCGCUGAAAUAGAAAUGCAAAAGCAAGACAUUGAGACUAACAAAGUCCUUCUCGAUAAAGAGAAACAUGACCUUGAAAAGAAAUGGAUGGAUCUGGAGGAAAGAGAGGUGGACUUGCAAUCGCAAAUUAGAAGCCAAAGGGAAAAAGAAGACAGUGAAAAAUUGGCAAUGGAGGAACAGAGAAAGGCACUGGAAAAAGAAAUUAGUAAGAUCAACCAACAAAAAGAAGAGGCAGAAAAAGAAAGGGAAGACAUACUGAAGAACUGGAAAGAACUUCACACUUUCAAAGAGCAAAUGAUAAAAGAGAAGGAUGAAAUGGAGGAAAUCAAAAAGAAGAUGUUAACAGACAAACUGCUACUCGACCAAAAGGAGACUGAAAUGAAAGACCAAAAACAAAUUCUGGCCGACAAUUUGAAAGAAAUUAUGAAGGAUAGAUCAAGUCUGGACAAGAUGAAAUUGGAACUUGAAUUGCAGAAACAGGAAAUGGAAAACACUAUCAGGGAGAAGAUGAAGCACGAGAGAGAAGAACUUGAUCAGUUCAUGAAAGAAGUCACCAUGCAGAAGCAAGAAGUUGAAGAUCAAAUGUCUAUAAGCAACAAUUUGAAAAAUGAACUAGAAGAAAUAAAAGUCAAACUGAAUAUGGAACAAGAAGCUAUCACUCUUGAAAAACAACAAAUAGAGAAUGAGAGAAAAAUGGCCGACCAAUCAAAGGCAUCUAUGCAGAGCGAAAUGCAGGACAUGAAGAACGCGUUGGAAAAAGCCAUGAUGGACUUACAAAACCUGGAUGAAAUUAAGGCAAGAUUAGCCCAAGAAAAAGAAGAAUGUAGGAUCACCGUUGAAGACACAAACCAACAGAAGGAUGCCUUGGAGAAGAUGGCCGCUGAAAUAGAAAUGCAAAAGCAAGACAUUGAGACUAACAAAGUCCUUCCCGAUAAAGAGAAACAUGACCUUGAAAAGAAAUGGAUGGAUCUGGAGGAAAGAGAGGUGGGCUUGCAAUCGCAAAUUAGAAGCCAAAGGGAAAAAGAAGACAGUGAAAAAUUGGCAAUGGAGGAACAGAGAAAGGCACUGGAAAAAGAAAUUAGUAAGAUCAACCAACAAAAAGAAGAGGCAGAAAAAGAAAGGGAAGACAUACUGAAGAACUGGAAAGAACUUCACACUUUCAAAGAGCAAAUGGAAGCCGAGCAAGAACAAAGGAAGCAAGAAAUUCAAGGCAGCCUACAGUCGCUUCAAGGAGAAAAGAAUGUGCUGGAGAGAAGCAAAGCAGAAAUUAAGACACUCACCCUAGAACUUGAAAAGCAGAUUGCCAAACAAAGGGAAGAAGAGUACAUGACAAAGAAAAAAUUACAAAAUGACAGGGAGAUUCUUGAGCAGCUGAAGACUGACAUAGAAAUACAGAGAGAAACUAUGGAAAAUGAAAAGAGCAAAAUCAGACUCAAAACACAUGAACUAGAAAUCAAACAGAAAAAAAUGGAAGAAGAAUGGAAGAAACUAGAAAAUUGCAGAAAUAAGGUUCUUGUGGAAAGAACUUGGCUUGAGAAGAGACACCAAGAACUAGAGGGGCUGGAGAAUAUCAGUGAAGAAAUAGAGAGGAAGAAAAAAGAUCUGGAGACAAUUAAUGCUAAGAUACAAAGAUGCCAACAAGACAUGAUAAACAAAAAAAGCCAGUUUGAAAAGGAGAUGACUUUAAUGCAACAGAAAAAAAACAAGGAUGUGGAUGAUCUAGAAUUCAAAGUGAAACAAAUGAAAAAAGAGACUGAGAACAGAAUCCUAGAAAAAGAAAAAAUAUUUGAGCAAUUUGAUGACCAAAGAGAUGUACGAAGAACUGAAGGGAGGAAAAAGGAACUAGAGUUAGCCGACCUCCAUGAACACGAAGAUGACCUGGUAGAGCUGAAGAGCAUGGACACCAAGGAGAGGAAUGAGCUUGAAUCAAGACAGACUGAACUAAGCAAGUGGCAACACGAUUCUGAUGACCUUUCAGAAGCCAUUUCAGGGGAGAGCUAUGAGAUGGAAAGAAACAAAUGUGAAGUUGAUGGAGGGAGAACUACAUUCAAUCAAAGAGAGAAUGAGGACAAGGAAAAAUCUAAAGACCUGAGGGUAACGAAAAGUCAUACAGAAACUGACAGAGCUGAUUUAGAGGGGCCAGAUCACACGCUCGUGACAAUCAAAAUAGAUGCUCAAACUCAAACCUAUAUGGAAGACAUGGAGGAAAGGUUUGACAGAGGAGCUGUGCAAAUAGAACAAGACAUUUGUCAAGAAUUUGACAGUAAACUACAAAGUGAAGAGAUGGGAAUGAAAAGUAAUGGUAUGGAGCAGAUUCAGCUAGAAUGCCAGAGGCUGAGAUACGAAGCAGACUGUUUAACACAAAUUUGUCAAAGCAGAAGACAAGAACUGCAGCAAAUAGAAGAUGUUAUAAAAAAACAAAGUGAGAAAAUGAGAAGAAAUGAGAAGAUACAAGAGAUCAAUGUCAGACAAACAUAUAAAGAGAAGGCAAAAGACAAAUGCAUGCAGUGUAAACUGGAAAAAGAAAUGAAAGAUACAGGAACCAUGACAGAGCUUAGUACUGAUGCCAAAGACAUUGAGGGAAAGACAGCUAUCACUCAGCAUGAUGCUCUGAGUGACAAAAACGUCAUUAAAGAAAUAAGUCGAACAAUAGAGAACAUGGAAAAAGAACUAGAGAACAGGUUACAAGAAAUUCAGAAGAAUGAAAUGAAGAGAGUUGGACUACAAAAAGAGAAAAUCGAGCUGGAGCUGAUGAAAGAUGUGCUUCAUCCUGAAAGAGAGACAGAGAGGCAGAAAGUCAUGGAGAAGGAAAAACAAAUCAUUCUGUUAAAGGAGAGUAUGCUGAUAGAGAUUAACCAACUAAAGAGCAAGAGAAAAGAUACAAACAACAAAUACCUACAAAGGUUGGAGCAGCUCAUCACUGAAACAGCCACAAUUAAAGACAGAAUCAGGCAUGUGACAGACAAAGCUGUACAAACAGUGACAGAGGACAGACAAGAGGGGCAGACUAGAGAAGAGCAAUUGUGGGCUGAUCAAGAAGUGGAGGAAAUUCAGACAGAAGGACCAAUGGAGCAUGCCAGCGCUUCUCUCCAUGUGCUGAUUGAUGAGGGGCAUGAGAGCCUAAGCUCCUUAAAUUGUGCUGUCACUACAGUGCUUACUGCUUACAGUGCAUAUAAACACAAGAUGGCAGCAACGUAUGGCUCAUCCAAUAGGAGACUGAGGUUGCCAGGUCUGCAAGAUGAAACCAAUUCCAGCGACAGCUUGUGUCUGUAA